AUGGUCGACUCUUCCGCUCUCAUCCGCAGGGGCCACCCCAUCACUUUCAUCAUCUUCACCUUUGUCGCCUUCAUCGUCGCUGUGAUUGCCUCGACGCUCGUUGCCGACUACAACUCGAACCACAAUGCCCCAACCGCGGGUAUCAACAACGCUACGCGCUUCCUCCUUUUCGCCGGCUGGUGGGGUUUCCUCGUCGGUGUUGUUUACACCGGCCUCUUCCUCGCUAGCGUUGGCGGUGUCCUCACCUCGAUCGCCGGUCAUGGUAUCGCCAUCUUCCUUACCUGGAUCUUCUGGCUCGCUGGUGCAGCUGCCCUCACUGACCGCACCGGCGGCUCGUUCAGCUGCACUGGAAAGGGAUACCCCUUCCCUUACUGCAACUCGACCAAGGCCCUUACCGCUUUCGCUUGGAUCGGCUGGAUCAUCCUCUGCUUCAUGCUGGCUGUCGUCGCUGCUAUCGGUGCCGGCGCUUUCAGAGGUGGCCGAUCGGUCAAGGAGUCGCUCGCCUAA
Molecule: messenger RNA, 507 nt
Organism: Sporisorium graminicola
Lineage: Eukaryota; Fungi; Basidiomycota; Ustilaginomycetes; Ustilaginales; Ustilaginaceae
Exons: 2
Coding region: 1-507 (168 amino acids)
Source: RefSeq, a predicted model, not a curated record